Messenger RNA from Raphanus sativus (radish), 656 nucleotides. RefSeq lists its product as uncharacterized. NCBI's taxonomy places the organism in Eukaryota, Viridiplantae, Streptophyta, Magnoliopsida, Brassicales, Brassicaceae. Bases 137 to 454 code for a protein of 105 amino acids. The transcript has a single exon. The record is from RefSeq and is a predicted model, not a curated record.
CAAAUCUCAGAUCCAUCACUUUCACUCCUAUUUACACUGUACUUUACACACUUCACUUCAUCAGUUCCACCUAUACUCAACUCCAUCUCCCUCUCUCUUCUCUUAUCUUCUCUCUUUCCUGUCGAGUUUUACAUUAAUGGCAGCUCUGAAUUUAAUACCUGAAAACGACAAUAAAGAAAAUGUCUCCCUCUCAGAGAUAGCCACUGUUUCUGUCAAGUGGCCUCAAGAUAAAGACAAAACCAAAAUCAGAUUAAGAAGAAAAGGGUAUACAAGACAGCCCCUUCAAGACAUCACUAACCUCUUUGUCUCAUCAUCACCAUUGUCCUCUUCGUUUCUGAAUCUUCGUAUGCCCUCUUCGCCAUCUCUAUCAGUCGUUCCCAAAUGCAUGAAGAGAAAAUCUGGUGUUGCUCUCAAGGCUGCCACUUCUACCUACUCCUGUAGAAAUUUCAGAUGAUUUUCUUCUCCUUCUUCUUUGAAUAGAUUUUUAAUCCUCUAGAGAAUGGGUUGCUAUUACUUAAAAAAAUAUGUCUUUAUCAAUACCCUGCCAUUAGCAUUCAUGUACUACUUUGGUUCAAUCGCACUACUUAUAGGUUCAAAGAGAUUACGAUUGAUAUAUUAGGCCGACAUAAACUCCUAAUUCUAAAGGAACAAAGAGG